Messenger RNA from Erigeron canadensis, 632 nucleotides. Its product is annotated as LOB domain-containing protein 12-like. The transcript is spliced from 2 exons. The record is from RefSeq and is a predicted model, not a curated record. The coding region runs from base 66 to 632 and encodes 188 amino acids. Lineage: Eukaryota; Viridiplantae; Streptophyta; Magnoliopsida; Asterales; Asteraceae.
UUAAACCUCUUGCUGCUACUCCUUUGACAUUCUCUCUCACUUUCUCACACAGACACAUAUAUAAAAUGGCACCAGGACAUUCUCCAUGCGCGUCAUGCAAGCUACUACGAAGACGGUGUGCCAAAGAUUGCAUUUUCGCACCCUACUUCCCAUCCGAUGAACCCCACAAGUUUGCCAUUGUUCACAAGGUCUUCGGUGCUAGCAAUGUUAGCAAGAUGUUACAGGAGCUUCCGGUUCAUCAAAGGGGGGAUGCAGUGAGCAGCCUAGUUUACGAAGCGAAUGCUAGAACAAAAGACCCUGUGUAUGGAUGUGUCGGAGCGAUUUCAUACUUACAGAAGCAGGUUUCUCAAUUGCAGAUGCAACUAGCCAUAGCUCAAGCAGAGAUGUUAUGCAUCCAAAUGAACCAAGAACCUCAUCAUCAAGCACCCGCACCAGCGGCAUCUACUGCUAAUGGUCUGCUUCCGGUUCACCCUAUGUUAUCAGAUGAUGUCUUCUCAAGGGUUUCUGCAGAUGACAUGUCAUAUUCAUGUUUACAUAACAUCACUAAUCAUCAUCAGUACUUCAACUUCAGUUCUAACAAUGUGAUUCAGUAUGACACUCUAAAGAGAGAAUCUUCUUUUCUUUGGACAUGA